Messenger RNA from Ananas comosus (pineapple), 1933 nucleotides. RefSeq lists its product as uncharacterized. The coding region runs from base 704 to 1933 and encodes 409 amino acids. NCBI's taxonomy places the organism in Eukaryota, Viridiplantae, Streptophyta, Magnoliopsida, Poales, Bromeliaceae. The record is from RefSeq and is a predicted model, not a curated record. The transcript is spliced from 5 exons.
CAGUGCUAAAUAAAUUUUAUACAGGCAUAGGAUGUGCUGCAACUGCAAAAGAAUAUUAUGAGCAUAAGGAUCAGUUGAAAGAAAUGGAUCCAGCGGCAUGGCUUUGGGUGCACGAGCUCCAAGGGGAAAGGGAAUAUUGGGCGAGAGCAUUUGAUGGAGGACGGCGUUUUGGGACAAUGACGACAAAUCGGUCGGAGAGUUUAAAUGGAGUGCUUAAGGGUGUACGUGGUUUACCUAUCACAGCAUUUGUGGCCGCUACAUUUUAUAAGGUGAACAAUUAUUUUGUUAAGCGGCGUGAUAAAGGUGAGACAUACACUACAGUAUUGACACCAAAACAUGAGGCGUUAAUUAAGAGUUAUAUGAUAAUCGCAAGAGGACACCGUGUGGAUCGUUACGGAGUAAACGAGUUUCAAAUUACUACCGGAAAUGGACAAUUUAAGGUGGUUCUUGACGGGAGAAGCUCGACUUGUUCAUGCCAUGAGUUUGAGCUCACUAGGUUGCCAUGCUCACAUCUUCUAGCUGUAUGCAGUAAUGGUCAAAUGAACAUUGACUACUAUAGUUUGUGUUCUGAAUGGUAUACAUGUGAGAAUUACCGUCGUGCUUACUUCCCGCAAUUUCACCCUGUCCCAGACAAAAGAAGCUGGCCACGCCCUCAAGGACCACCGCUGGCACCACCACCAAUCAGGAGAAAGAAAGGUGGAACAUGGGAUUGCGAUUUCGUGGAAAUGUCAGGGCGACCGAUAUUGAGUUUUAUCGCAAUGAGCUAGAUCAGCAAAGAGAGUCACAAGUUAUAUGGAUGCCCUAUACGGAGGAUGUUUUGAUCGGUCUUCCUGCAUUUUGUCUUGAGGGCUCAGCAAUCUGGCGUUCGAGAACUAGUUUGAUAUGCUAUCAUAUUGUCGAGCUACAUUUACCUGAUAGAGUUCUGCGUCAGUUUGGAUUGCUGCAGCAUAUACCGGAUCCUGUAGAAGCUAUACAGAGGAUCACCUCGCAGGGUAGAUCAGGCGAGGACUGGGCAGCAUUUCAUGCUCCAUAUAUUCAGCGUUGGGCAGAUCGUCUUGAGCAUAUUGCGGAGCAGAGUCCUUUCGUCGAUCCAGAUCCGAUACGAGCUACCUCUGUAUACAUGCAGUGGUAUUGGGGGAUCACACGGAGGUGGAUUUCUCGUCCUGUACAGCGGCCUCCACUUACUUUUCUGCCGCGUGGGAAUGUCGAGCGACGAUUGGUGUAUGCUAUCCGGCAUGCUGUUAGCGGUAUCGGUCAUUUGAUGGAUGAUCCUCCGGAGCCCACUAGAAUGAUCGAUGCUCUAGCACAUGUAAGGUGGGAUCUCGAGAGCGUGUUAGAGAGCCUUCCGACAUUACCCGUGACAGGACAUUCGGAUGUUUCUUCUCCGACAUUUGGUGCUCACGGUGAUAUUCCCUCCACCUCUACACCUGCAUAUGAUUUCGGUGAUAUUCCCUCCACGUCCGCGCCUACAUAUGGUUUCGAUGAUAUUCCCUCCACCUCGAUGCCUGCGUAUGAUUUUCCAUCGACAUCUGUCCCAAUUCAUCCAUCUGAUGUCCCUUCGACUUCUGAUGUCGCUUCGACAUCGGAAGUGCAGUUUGAUAUUCCGUCGGCGUCCAUCCCUCCAUUUGAGAUUCCAUCUACGUCAGAGGUUCGUCGCGAUGAUAUUGUAUAUCAACGUAGGCGACGACGACGAGGUCAUAUUGGGACGCAGGAAGGGAUACUACCAUCAGCUGUUGAGCAAGGGAUGGAGCAGAUUGUCGAGGGCAUCGCCAUCGAGCAUAUUGAUGAGAUGCAUGUCAUUGAGCCCGUGCAGCCUGAGAUGGAGCAUGACAUACAUAUUCGAGGACGGAGUCGAGGACGCGGUCGUGGACGCGGACGUGGACGUGGCAGGGGACGAGGGCGAGAGCAUAGGAGGGGGAUGGAGGGGACUUGA